Molecule: messenger RNA, 1416 nt
Organism: Aspergillus affinis
Lineage: Eukaryota; Fungi; Ascomycota; Eurotiomycetes; Eurotiales; Aspergillaceae
Exons: 2
Coding region: 1-1416 (471 amino acids)
Molecular function (GO): oxidoreductase activity
Source: RefSeq, a predicted model, not a curated record
AUGUCUGCUGCAGAGGAGCGGAAGAGGGUUGCGGUUGUGGGCUCUGGAAUGGCUGGUCUUAUCUCGGCAUACUUGCUGAGAACCGACAGCCGGAACAGAUACAAUGUCGAGAUAUUUGAGAUGCAAGAUCACUUGUCCCUCGAUUCCGCCUCAUAUACCCUCCCAACUAAAGACGAUCUUUCCUCCCAACAAAAUCGGCUGGAUUUGCCCAUGCGCGUUUUCGCGGGUGGCUAUUAUGAAAACUUGAAACGAAUGUACGAGUAUCUCGACAUCAAGUUCGCGUCGCCACGCUUUAUAUAUACGUUAUCGACUCUCCCCAAGGCGCAAGGAGAACAGGUCUCUCCCCAUUUCAUUCAUUCGUCUAAUAACCAUAAGAUUCCUCCACUACGACCGGCUGGGAGCUCGUUCGGUACAUGGAUAAUCGAGGUCGUUUACUUGGCGAUAUGCUAUUUCUGGUUCACGGCCUGUUGCUUUUGGGUUAAGCCCAAGAUGGCUCAUACUUUUGGAGAGGAGGAAUCGUUCCGGCAAUAUCUAGAACGGAUUCGAUUACCCCAGUACUAUGUCAAGAACUAUUUACUCCCACUAGUGUCCAGUGUUACAACAUGCACGCAUGAUGCCGUGCUUGCAUUUCCUGCCAUCGACAUUGUGGAAUAUGAGAGGAGGACGUUCAAGAAACCCCAUUUCCUGGUCCUGGGGGGUGUGCGCAAAGUGCAAGAGAAACUGGCCGAGAAACAAAAGGUACAUUACGGUGCCAAGGUUUCGGAAGUCGAGGAAAUCGGCAACAAGGUCCAAGUGAGUUGGACCACUAAAGAUGGCCAGGCUCAUGCCGAAUCAUUCGAUUAUGUGAUUAUGGCCGUGACCCCUGAUGUUGUCGGUGCCAUAUUCCCUCCUCUACGAAAAGCCAUGGCCGGAAUUCCGACUACUUUCGUUGAGUCGGUUGUACAUUAUGACUUCUCCCGCAUAUCUGAGUGUAGCACAUCCUUGAAGCAACAGAUGCGCUCAGAGCAAUACAGUACAUCUGCAGAUUACAUUCCUGCGCAACCAAUUCAUAUCUGCUCCAGUUCAUCGGCAUCGGAGUCAGUACACGAACAUCCUGCAUCUGCCCUUAUAACUACCUACCCGAUUGCCCCAAUUGAUCCAGCCAAGGUCAUUUAUCGGGCCAAAUUCACCCGUGUCUUGCGAACGACCAAGAGUAGGGACAUCGUCAACCGCGUGAUCAACAUCAAACCCUCCCAGCACAUUCCAGAGGAGAAACACCAAACCUGGAAGAACGGAGAUGGUAACGUUUUCCUCGUCGGGGGCUGGUGCUGGGAUGGGAUGGUCAUGCUGGAGGGUUGUAUAUUUUCCGCGAUGCGGGUCGCAAAAAGCUUCGAUGUGGAGAUCCCAUGGCUGGCCAGUAACCCUCGUUCUCGAUGA